AUGAAAGCUCGACGACUUCUUUCUCCCUUUCUUGUCAUUCCCUGUUGCGUUGUAAGCGGGUUCAAUCUUCAGUCGAGCAACGCUUUGCGUCGGAAGCGCUCGGUGAAUUCGCUACUUCAGCAGCAGACUGCACAAACGUCAGCCAGGGAAUCUCUGGACACGGAGGAAUCUACGGAUAGCACCGCCCCGAGACUUCCGCCCAUUAUCCAACAGAUUGCCGAUGAACGCGUGGAGUUUCAGUUGAACUUAGGAAAGGCUAUGGACACACUUCGCAGUGAUAUGUCGGACAUUCUUGCCAAAAAGCCAGACUUUAGCAUUUACGACGAGCACAUAAGUGCAAUCGACCCAUCUGGUGUCCAACUGACUGGUCUGGACAAGUACAAGUCAGCGUUUGCCUUCUUCCAGACGUUCGUCGGAUUCUGGUUUUCCAGCCGUUCCGUAGUACAAAGCCGUAUGGUGUACGACUUUUGCCGGUCCUCAAUUCGUAUUUCAUGGAACGCCGUGCUUGUCCCUAAAUUUCCUUUGGGUCGUCCUCUCUACGUUGACGGUGUUUCGUAUUACCAACUCGACAGGGUAUCCGGUAAGAUCGUGGAGCACAAAAUUGAAAAGCUUAUGAUCAACAACACGCCCGUGGCGCCUCCGUACGGUAUACUUUCAAUUAUUCAGCAAGACCUUUUUCGUGUACGGAGUCCACAGGGAGUCCCUGUGGGUAUCGGGGCUAUGAUUGGCAACGUCGAGACUACCGCCGCCUUGCAGAAGAGCUUCUAGCGCGUCAGAGUAGAUGGGUGUUUCUACAAGGAACGAGUUUGAGCGAUUCAGCGGCUUACAUGUUAUCAAUAGUCUACUUUAAGGUGUAUCUAUACCUUUCUUAUUUUGGUGUCCGACUGUGAAGCAAGCACGGCGGCCGCUAUUAUGAGUGACCUUUCGGAUUUUGAUGACUACAAGGAACGAGUUUGAGCGACUCAGCGGCUUACAUGUUAUCAAUAGUCUACUUUAAAGUGUAUCUAUACCUUUCUU
Messenger RNA from Phaeodactylum tricornutum CCAP 1055/1, 1017 nucleotides. RefSeq lists its product with no specific name. The coding region runs from base 1 to 768 and encodes 255 amino acids. The record is from RefSeq and is a predicted model, not a curated record. The transcript has 2 exons. NCBI's taxonomy places the organism in Eukaryota, Bacillariophyta, Bacillariophyceae, Surirellales, Neidiaceae.